UUGACGUCUUCGACUUAAAAGCAAUGUUAAGUGCUGAAACUAAUCAAUUAUACUCAAAUAACUGAUUUCAUUUCACAUGUAUGCAGUAUUCCUGAUCGAUUUAGAGCAUCGUGUAACAUUGUGAAUUGUUGAUUCUUCAGGCUUGUGCUGUAUAUUUCUGUCAUUUAGCUGUGAUACAAAAAUGGUUUUGGCUCAGAGGGCAAAAUGGCUUUAUGCUGUGGCUGGAAGUGGUGUUGUAUUGGGUAUGUUCAGCUAUUUUCAAUCAGAGAAAAAAUGUGCAGAGAUGUCCUGGACUACAAACUUCGAGCCUUCUGUGAAAUGGGACUAUAAUUGGGACAGACGUGAACCCUUAAGUAUGAUAAAACCUGCUGAAAAGGAAAAUGAUCCUAUUGAACAAAACAGAAUAAAUGAACAGAAAGUUAAAGUUACACCCACUGCAACGAGGCAUCUUUUUCUUAUACGUCAUGGACAGUAUAACGAGUCUGCUAAAGCAGAUGUAGACAGGCGUCUCACUGAAUUAGGCAUAAAACAAGCACAAGUAGUAGGACAGAGGUUAUUGGAUUUGAAAUUCAACUAUACAUCACUUGUUAGAUCAUCAAUGACACGAGCAAUAGAAACAUCUGAUAUUAUUCUCAAAAACUUUCCUGAUUUAUCUGUUAAAACUGAUGAUGUUCUUCGAGAAGGAGCACCAAUUCCACCUGAACCUCCUGUGGGAUAUUACAAGCCUGAACCCAAAAAGUACUUUGAAGAUGGUGCUAGAAUAGAAGCUGCUUUCCGAAAAUACUUUCAUCGAGCAGAUGCAAAACAGAAAUCAGACAGUUAUGAGAUAAUUGUGUGUCACGCAAAUGUUAUUCGCUAUUUUGUUUGCAGAGCACUUCAGUUUCCGCCUGAAGCAUGGCUGAGAUUUUCAUUACAUCACUGCAGUAUAACGUGGGUUGCUAUUCCUCCUACUGGCAGAGUUAGAGUUUAUGCUAUAGGAGAUUCUGGACAUCUGUCCAAAGACAAAAUGACUACAAAGUACAAAACACAUUGAUUCAUGCAAGAAAAUGCUUCAGUUUUUACCAAUUGUUGCUUGAUGUUGUAUUGUUGCAAAUCUGUCUUUGCUUGCUUGAAAGAGACUUGUUUUAAGAAAUUGAAACAAAUGUUUAAUACCUAUGAAUAAAAUAUUCUUU
This is a messenger RNA of Uloborus diversus, 1172 nucleotides long. RefSeq names its product serine/threonine-protein phosphatase PGAM5, mitochondrial-like. The record is from RefSeq and is a predicted model, not a curated record. NCBI's taxonomy places the organism in Eukaryota, Metazoa, Arthropoda, Arachnida, Araneae, Uloboridae. Bases 182 to 1033 code for a protein of 283 amino acids. The transcript is spliced from 7 exons. Gene Ontology annotation, cellular component: mitochondrion. Gene Ontology annotation, biological process: positive regulation of mitochondrial fission.